UCUCCAGUCUGCAGCAGCUUCAGCUUCCCUGCAAUUGAGUGGAAACCUGGCUUUGAAUUGUUUUGUUGUUUUCAGUUUGCUUUCUUUGUGGCUGUUGCCUUGACUCACGAUGACUGUCAAACGGGUGGACCAAGGGCAGCAUUACAGGCCAAGAAUGGCAUUCCUGAAAAAGAUCGAAGCCCUCCUCAUGGAGAUGCAGAAUCCAGACACUGGCAUCAAAAUGCACACUCAGAGGGUGAUGAUCACAAAUAUCCCACAUGCUAUGACAGGUAGUGAUAUACUGCAGUGGAUUAUCCAGCAUCUGAAAAUCGUUGAGGAAGAGGCACUUAACUUGGGGAAUCUAAUUGUCAAGUAUGGAUACAUCUACCCUCUGCAGGAGCCGAAAAACCUCACCCUCAAAACAGAUAGCAGCCUCUACAGAUUUCAGACACCAUAUUUCUGGCCCACCCAGCAGUGGGCAGCAGAUGAUACCGACUAUGCAAUCUACCUAGCAAAGAAAAAUAUUAAGAGGAAAGGGAUUUUGGAAGAGUAUGAAAAGGAACAUUACAACUUGCUAAAUAAAAAAAUAAACUACAAAUGGGAUUUUGUUAUUAUGCAGGCCAAAGAGCAGUAUAGGACAGGAAAGGAACGGAAAAAGGCAGACAGGUAUGCGCUGGAUUGUCAGGAGAAAGCCUAUUGGCUAGUGCAUCGAACACCUCCAGGCAUGCAAGACAUCCUCGACUACGGACUAGACCGAGUAACCGAUCCCAAUGAAAAUAAGAAAAAAACCAUUGAUGUUUAUAGAAGAGAGAUUAUGUACUAUCAGCAAGUCAUCAUGAAGUCUACAGUGAAGUCUUCCGUCUCCCUUGGAGGGCUUGUGAAGUACAGUGAACAGUUUCUCUCCAAUGAUCCCAUCAUGUCUGGAUGCCUCCCCAGCAACCCCUGGAUAACUGAUGACUCUGAGUUCUGGGAGCUCAAUGCAAAGCUAGUGGAAAUCCCUACCAGGAUGCGCGUGGAGCGAUGGGCCUUUAAUUUUAACGAGCUGAUGAGGGACCCGAAAGGCCGGCAGAACUUCCAGCUGUUCCUGAAGAAAGAAUUCAGUGGAGAGAACCUGGGGUUCUGGGAAGCCUGUGAGGACCUGAAGUAUGGAGACCAAUCCAAGGUCAAAGAAAAAGCAGAAGAAAUUUACAAACUCUUCCUGGCUCCAGGGGCAAGGCGCUGGAUUAACAUUGAUGGCACAACGAUGGGCAUCACAGUCAAAGGUCUCAAGCACCCUCAUCGCUACGUUUUAGAUGCUGCUCAGACUCAUAUUUAUAUGCUCAUGAAAAAGGACUCUUACGGUCGCUAUUUAAAGUCUCCAAUAUACAAGGAGAUGUUGGCCAAGGCCAUUGUGCCCCAAGAGACAGUGAAAAAAAGUUCCAGUUUCCCAUUCGCACGCCGUCACCUCCGCUCCAGCCCCAGCCCCGUCGUCCUGAGGCAGCAGGAAGAGGAGGCCCAGGCCAAAGAAGCAGCAACAAAUGUGGAUAUUACCCAGUUGUGUCAGUUCACUGCUCCGGUCCCUCACCUGGCUGUGUACACCGGUACCUCUGUUCCUUCAUCUCCAUCAGCUCCGCACCCCUCCUGCCACAUCCCAAACAACCUGCCUUCCCAAUCCCCUGGACACAUCACUCUGCCAAACAGCACUGUCUGCCCCUCACCCAUUAGCGUAGCCCUGGACAGCACCCCCUGCUUGGAGAGGAAGUGGGAAGCCAAUGAGUCUAACACUAACCACUUUCCUUCUAUCACUGAGAGCACAGAGAUUUCCAUGGACUCUGAAUCAGGCACUUGCAACAGCCAGGUGCCGGGGAACAUGGAAGCCAAGGUGCCUCCCAAAUCCCGGACGACCUUGUCCUUCAGCAGGUUCUUGAAACGGGGAUGUUUAAACUCACCGGUGUUUGCCACUUUCUCGCCGAAAUGCCCGGCUGUCACCCAUGGAAAGGUCCAGCCACUGGAUGACCUGGAACAACAACUGCAGCAGAAGUCCAAAAAAGUGACCAACUUCUUCCAGAUAAAAGUGGAUAUUCCUCUGGAGAGCAGAAUCUACCCAAUAGACUCAGAGGAGGAAGAGGAGGACUGCCCCCGGGCUUGUAAGGACUCUGUGAAGGAAGUUAUCUGCCCUUGGGAGAACUUUACAGAACAAGGGAAAGCUGGAUAACAAGCAACUCUUAAGGCAGACAGGAUGUGACCUACUUAUAAAUGGAUGUUUUCUUUCCAGGCCCUGACUCUGCAAGGUUCACCACGUACAGUUCAAUAUAUGAACCAUGCUGCUAAAAAAGUGCAUUAGAAUUAUGCUUCAGCGUCAAAGAGGCUCAAACCACCCUGGUUAUGAGUAAUAGACCCAGUUGCGCACAUCUGUGUGUAAUUCGGGAACUCUAAGUGUCUCCUGACCUAUUUUCCUUCAUAUCUUUAGAAAGUCAGACUCAUCUGUUACUGACUUUUUGAUAAAUGAACCUUAUUUGCUGCCUUAUAGCUGAUAAAAAUAUGUCCUCGGAGAUACUCUCUCAUAUGUAAGUAGUUUCUUGAUCCUGAGGUGUUAGUAAGUGCUGUGCUGGUGAAAUGUAAUUGUCUUGAAGGCCUUUCUAAGACUGGAAUUCAGACUUUAAGCAUCUCCAAAGUUUGGGUGUCUUUGGAAUCUGGGUUUGAGUUCAGGCCCAUCUCUAAUUAUUAACAGCUUUGAAUUUUAAAGCAAUGUAACUUGAAGGCAUCUGAUGGCUGGGGAUGGGGGGGAAAUCUAAGCUCAGACAUCCUCAUGGGCCAACUGUAAGGUAGAUGGAUUGGCAUAACCCACUAGCCAACAACAAAAGUGAACCCCACAGAAAACAAAGGACUUCUUAUCUUCCACUUACCUCCAAUAGGCCUUCAGUGCCAAGAUGGGUCUUGACACCGAGGGUCCAACCACCCUUCUGAACGAUUGGGAAGAUCGGGAUUGGCCCUAGAUCCAAACUCAGUAGAUUGGGCCCAUCUGAACGUUACAUUGAUAUGUUGUGCCACGCCUUAACUGCAUCUCUGCCAAGAGUGUUAGAAAUCACCUUCCUUGUACGGUGUCAGUACAUCAAGAGAGUCCUCUUCUUCUCAGUUUCUACAGACGAGUCCAUGUACAGUGGCAGUCCCUAAACAUGACUAACCUUGGGUGUUGUUUUGUAAAUAGGCCACGUGGCCCACGACUGUAGGUGUUGGCGUUAUUUUGUAUUUUCUAAUGGUAUGUGGAGAUGUGUCCAUGUUAAUUUGAAAUGGUUCAACACGCUGAUUCCGACUGCAGCAUUUAAAGUCUUCACCUCUCCUGCCCGCGAUAACAUGGACAAUUUCUGUAGCUGGAAGUAAAGCUGCUGUUUAACACAUUGUA
This is a messenger RNA of Malaclemys terrapin pileata, 3361 nucleotides long. It is a transcript of the gene RGS9, whose product is annotated as regulator of G protein signaling 9. The coding region runs from base 110 to 2173 and encodes 687 amino acids. The transcript is spliced from 19 exons. Lineage: Eukaryota; Metazoa; Chordata; Testudines; Emydidae. Gene Ontology annotation, biological process: G protein-coupled receptor signaling pathway; regulation of G protein-coupled receptor signaling pathway; intracellular signal transduction. The record is from RefSeq and is a predicted model, not a curated record.